Molecule: messenger RNA, 1184 nt
Organism: Suillus clintonianus
Lineage: Eukaryota; Fungi; Basidiomycota; Agaricomycetes; Boletales; Suillaceae
Exons: 7
Coding region: 429-1169 (246 amino acids)
Source: RefSeq, a predicted model, not a curated record
UGUGAUGUGAGUUAGGGGCCUGUCACAUAUAGCAUGAUGUGACAGGCAAGCCAUGGUUAUGGAUGAUUGUCUUGUUGACAUCGUUGCUAUGCCAGAAAGAUAGGUCCUCUAACUUGUGACGAGACAGCGCACCCCCGUUGCGGCACUGCUCCUGCUCCAUCACGACGUACACUGCCUUAUAAUUACAUUUGACCAGCUGCUGCGCAGCCCUACAAAACUCACUCUAACCCCCAGAGCUGGAUCUGACUCCUUUAUCUCCCUUUCUCACUCACAAGCAGGCCUUGUAACAGGAUUGACAGGCUCAGUCUUGCUUUUGAUCCCUUGUCUCAUUUAUCGUGCUCUAGUUUGAUUCAAGUUGUUGCGGGACCAUCUAUUGCCUCCAUUUACUCAAACAUCGCUCUUGUUCAUUCGUCCCGACUUCCUUUGAAAUGACAUCCAGUCCUCCCAAGUAUGAUGGUAUGAUGCGACCUGCAUUGCCGCUUUGGUCCAGCCCCAAGACCAGGAAGAAUGAGGUGGUGGUGGACCUAUCGCGUACUCAGCCUCCUCCGCUAUUUCCUAUCGAGUUGCAAAACUAUGUUUCUCCCCAUACCUGGGAGACUCGUGUACGUGCUAUCACACGCUUGGCUUCCCAGUAUUCCAAGCCAAUGCUGGAAAGAUCCUGGAUGCUCGUAGCCUUAAUCUUGUCAUUUAUCGCCCCGAUCGUGGCUUACUACGACUAUAUCCAUCAUUUCGACGAUGAACAAAUUGAAGAGGAUCGUCAAAAUCAGAUCGUGUGGCAGGCUAGGCUCAUAGCCCUUCUUGUCAUAAUGGGUCUUUGGUUCGUUAUGUAUUUGCCAAUUGCCAUCUGGAAAUACAUGGGACGCGUGCGAGCAAACAAGAUGAUUGAUCGCUGGACCAAGGAUGACGUCCGAUCUGCUUCGUCCUAUGCGACUAUUCCCACCUGGAAAGUCACCAUGCCCGGCAUGUUUAGGGACGGGAUUGUCCUGGUUGUCUCCUUCCCUGCGCCACCUAGCAGCUUUGAACUUGAUUCCUUCUUACCUCCGUAUAUUGCGCCUCCCACUGAUGCUGCACCGUCCUAUGAGGCUACCAAACGGUUCUCGGGUCUCCAGGGGGAUGGUAAAUUUGGCGAGAUCCCACUUUACGAUGACGCCAAGGAGAUUGCGGCGUAGAAUAUCGAUAACCAC